Symbiodinium sp. CCMP2592 is the source of this 1080-nucleotide messenger RNA. NCBI's taxonomy places the organism in Eukaryota, Dinophyceae, Suessiales, Symbiodiniaceae. The record is from the annotation of a GenBank genome assembly.
AUGCACAACCACAGCUGGCAGAACCGACAUUGUGAUGCUCAUGGCAUUUGUUGGAAAUGUCUGAACCGCUAUGUGGAGAUGCAGAUUCUGGAGGAGGGCCGGUUCAACCUCAAGUGCCCCGGAAUCGGUUGCAACUACCGCCUCCUCCCCCUCGACGUGGAGAGGGCCUUGGAGGCAUCGGAGCCGGAAAGGCAGCAGGUGGCGCUGGAGCGCUACGGAAGCAUGCGCAGCGCGAGCCAUGAAGAGAGGCUUCGGGAAGUCGCCCUUGGAACAUCCGGGCCUUCCGAAUGUUGGCUGCUCCAGGAGUGCCAGGCUUGUCCUCGCUGCCUUUCAUUGGUUCGGCGGGAGACUGGCUGCCUUCACGUCUUCUGCCGCUGCGGUUGCGACUUCUGUGCCGGCUGCGGCAGUCCCGACGAAUGCCUUUGUGCUUCGCUGGACAAGGACCGCGACGUCGUCUUCGCAGCAUGGCUUCGGAUUUCCCCAGAUUCGCCAGUUGCAUGGCUGAGGGACAUGCCCAGCUCCGACAUGUCGGAGGAGCGACUUCUGGGCACCUUGGGCUUCUUCCUCUGGAUGGCUUACCUUCCCGUGGAUCUACCCUGGACACGUGCCCUGGAAGAGCCGGAGCAUUCCCUCCCGCCCGUCCGCUGGCGAUACUUCCACUCAGACUCGGGAUGGUUUGUCAUGACGGAGGAGGAGGCCUUCAACAGGGAGAGAUUCCCCGAGGUUUUGAGGCACCCACUCAGCUCUUGGUGGAAUGGGAUUGACGGCGACGAAUCCGAGAACUGGUUCCAACACUAUCGGCGCGCACCCCGUCGGCCCUGGCGUCUCUUCGCCACUCAGCGCGGCUCUCGGCGACAGGACCGGCACCACUACACGCCUCUGCGCUGGAAAGACGUCAGGGCCUGGACCGGCGAUGAUGCAGCUGUGCCCCUUCGUCGCCGAAGGCAGCCGCGAGCUGUGGCGACCGCCGCGCGCUCCGCAGAACCCACAGCAGCAGCUGCCCGCAAGGUUCAGGAGCAGCGCAAGCGUCGGCAGCAAAUGCGCAGCCGCUUCAGGGAAGAGCUGGUGCAGUUGGACUGA